Hymenoscyphus albidus is the source of this 1932-nucleotide messenger RNA. The record is from the annotation of a GenBank genome assembly. Lineage: Eukaryota; Fungi; Ascomycota; Leotiomycetes; Helotiales; Helotiaceae.
CCUCAUCCAACGUCAAAGCCUCCUUUCGACGACCCCUCUCCUCCUUAUAUUCAACAGAACCUAAAAAACGAUACAAAUACUAAACACUCGCAAGCAAAAAUCCAAAGUGGCUCAACUAUCAAGACUCCUUCUUUUUGCUGCAUCUUUGUUUUUCCUGCUCGUUGCUUUACUGGUUCGUUGGAGAUUUGAGUUCUUGGAGCGCUUACCCCUCCUCCCUUAUUAUUACGGUCCACCUACACCUACACAUUCCGUUCUCGACGACAAGAUGGGUGGUGGUGAUGGAUAUCGGGCGGUGGCUUAUUUUGUUAAUGUUAGUGUUUUUUUCUCAUUUUUUUAAUCCCUUUUUUUCGUUGGGGUUUGCUGGAUAAGGGAGGGGGUGGUAGUGGGGAUGUGGGAGAGGGGUUGAUUUGUAUAUCUCUUAUACUGUUAAGUUGCAGUUUGAGGGAUUUUUGAUAUGAGUUGGGAGACUCAUGAAACACAAGUUUGGGAGGCUGAGUCGUGGGUGUUGUCUUGAAUGAUGGUCACCAUUUUCAGGUGUUUGAGCUGUGAGAGGAGGGUCAUCAGAGGACUUUGAUCGUUGUAGUUGUACAAUAUAUGACAAACCAAAGGCUAACUAUUCAUCAGUGGGCAAUCUAUGGUAGAAAGUUCAACCCACAAAUGCUACCAGCCGACAAACUCACCCACGUUCUGUACGCAUUUGCCAAUGUAAGACCAGAUUCAGGCGAAGUGUAAGUCAAACCCCACAAUCUCCUCAUUAUCACCGUACUAACGAAAUCAAAGAUAUCUCACCGAUGGCUGGGCAGACACCGACAUCCACUUUGAGGGCGACUCCUGGAACGACGUAGGAACCAAUCUCUACGGCUGCCUCAAACAGCUCAACAUCCUUAAAAAACGAAACCGCUCCCUCAAAAUCCUCCUCUCAAUCGGAGGCUGGACAUACUCCAGUAACUUCGCCGCACCAGCAUCCACCGCCGCCGGCCGUGAAAAGUUCGCCGCCUCAGCGGUGACACUCAUCAAAGACCUAGGGUUUGACGGAAUAGACAUCGACUGGGAAUACCCCAAAUCCCAAACCGAAGCCCAGCACUUCGUCCUUGUACUCCAAGAAUGUCGUCGUGCGAUGGAUGCCUAUAGCGCCACACUCCCUCACAGACACCAUUUUGAAAUGUCAGUCGCUUGUCCAGCCGGCCCGCAGAAUUACAAUAAUAUGGAUAUCAAGGGCAUGGAUGCCUAUCUUGAUUUCUGGAACCUGAUGAGUUACGAUUAUGCGGGAUCUUGGGACGCGAAUGCGGGGCAUCAGGCGAAUAUGUUCCCUUCUAAUACGAACCCUGUUGCGACGCCUUUUAAUACUAAGCAGGCGGUUGAGCAUUAUAAAAAUCAGGGUGUGAGGAGGGAUAAAAUCGUCCUUGGGAUGCCUCUUUAUGGUCGUGCAUUCCAAAACACUGAGGGUUUGGGGAAGCCAUAUAGCUGCGUAGGCGAGGGCUCGUGGGAAAAUGGCGUUUUUGAUUUUAAAGCCUUGCCGCUUGCUGGAGCGGAGGAGAGAUACGAUGAGGAAGCGGGUGCGACGUAUAGUUAUGAUGCGGGGAAGAAGCAUCUUGUUACGUAUGAUACUUGUGCGAUGGCGAGGGAGAAGGCCAAGUGGAUUAAGAAGGAGGGACUUGGUGGGGCGAUGUGGUGGGAGAGUAGUGCGGAUAAGAGUGGUGGUGAGAGUUUGAUUGGGACGGUUGUGGGGGAGUUGGGACAUCUUGAACGGGGACGGAAUUGUGUGGAGUAUCCCCAUUCCAAGUAUGAGAAUUUGAGGAAGGGGUUUGAGUGUUAGGUUGUGGAAAGGGUUGGAUAUUUGAUGGUAAAUUUUUGGUAAGGAUUAGGAUGGAUAAUUCAUGCGAUCUGGUAUCGUUGGUAAAAAAGUGGAUUUCAAUAUCAAAAUUGAGAAAG